Molecule: messenger RNA, 1668 nt
Organism: Loxodonta africana (African savanna elephant)
Lineage: Eukaryota; Metazoa; Chordata; Mammalia; Proboscidea; Elephantidae
Gene: USF1
Product: upstream transcription factor 1
Exons: 10
Coding region: 92-1024 (310 amino acids)
Biological process (GO): regulation of transcription by RNA polymerase II
Molecular function (GO): DNA-binding transcription factor activity, RNA polymerase II-specific; protein dimerization activity; RNA polymerase II cis-regulatory region sequence-specific DNA binding
Source: RefSeq, a predicted model, not a curated record
UACCAGGAUUUAACACACAGGGCUGUGAGGCAAGACAUACAAAGACCUCCAGAGAAGGACCAGUUCCUCGGAUGUUCCCCCUCACAGAGAGAUGAAGGGGCAGCAGAAGACAGCUGAAACGGAAGAGGGGACAGUGCAGAUUCAGGAAGGUGCAGUGGCAACUGGGGAGGACCCAACCAGCGUGGCUAUUGCCAGCAUCCAGUCAGCUGCCACCUUCCCUGACCCCAACGUCAAGUACGUCUUCCGAACUGAGAAUGGGGGCCAGGUGAUGUACAGGGUGAUCCAGGUGUCUGAGGGGCAGCUGGAUGGCCAGACUGAAGGCACUGGAGCCAUCAGUGGUUACCCUGCCACCCAAUCCAUGACCCAGGCGGUGAUCCAGGGUGCAUUCACCAGUGAUGAUGCAGUUGACGCGGAGGGGACAGCUGCUGAGACACACUAUACUUAUUUCCCCAGCACUGCAGUGGGAGAUGGGGCAGGGGGCGCCACAUCGGGAAGUACAGCUGCUGUUGUCACUACCCAGGGCUCAGAGGCACUGCUGGGGCAGGCGACCCCUCCUGGCACUGGUCAGUUCUUUGUGAUGAUGUCACCACAAGAAGUGUUGCAGGGAGGAAGCCAGCGCUCCAUUGCCCCCAGGACCCACCCUUAUUCCCCGAAAUCAGAAGCUCCCCGGACGACUCGAGAUGAGAAACGCAGGGCUCAGCAUAAUGAAGUGGAGCGCCGCCGCCGAGACAAGAUCAACAACUGGAUUGUGCAGCUGUCCAAGAUCAUCCCCGACUGCUCUAUGGAGAGUACCAAGUCUGGCCAGAGUAAAGGUGGAAUUCUAUCCAAAGCCUGUGAUUAUAUUCAGGAGCUUCGGCAGAGUAACCACCGGUUGUCCGAAGAACUGCAGGGGCUUGACCAGCUGCAGCUGGACAAUGAUGUGCUUCGACAGCAGGUGGAAGACCUUAAAAACAAGAAUCUGCUGCUACGAGCUCAGUUGCGACACCAUGGAGUAGAGGUCGUCAUCAAGAAUGACAGCAACUAACCUGGGGAUCCAGGGGCUUUGGGCCCUACAGCCCCUUUUUCAGAACUGCAGACAGCCCAGGAGCACCAGGCUAACCCGUGCCCCUUUCCUUCACUGCCCUUCUGGCAUGGGACUCGGGGGAGUUCAGAAAGUGUGUCUUUGACCUGAGGCCCUGUGAUAUAGCAGCCUGCAGUGGUGUGAAACAGCCACGUGGACGAGCACUAACAGCCUCGCCCGCCCCCAACAAGCAGCCCCUGGGCCCGUGUGCUCUUCUUGCACAAUGCAUGUGCUGUCUCGAUGCUGGAUACUGGACACACUUAACUGGAGAGCUUGUCCUGCGCUUGCUUAGAGUGCCCAGCAGAGGGUCUGCAGACUGGUGAUGCUCUGGCUUGCUCCAGGACUCCAACACUUCCACUAUUCUUCCUUUCCUUGGAGCUGAGGUUCAGAUGUGGACCUGGUUUGUCUGGAGAACAGGCUUUAGCAGGAAGUGGGAGAAGGGAUGCUUAGCAAUGGCUGCUGCCCAGGGAAGAGGAGCCUGGCCAGCAAGCAGCUAAGGCCUAUGCAGAUGUCUCUGGAGCCAGGGAGAACAACAGGCAGGGGCCCACCUGGGGCCUUCCCCUUUUGGGGGGAAGUUUUUUUUUCUUUUCCUUUUUUUUUUUUUUAAA